ACUUGGACACAGGCUGGGGAACCUGCCCAUGUCCUCUCUGGUCCCACAGGCAGCAUACAGCUCUGUCUGUGGAUGGGCCCCUCUUCUGUGUUUCGAGCAUCCUGUGAGGAUGCAGCUUCCCUAAGACUCCUUUCUGCAAUCAUCUAUGUCGCUUUCAAAAUGCUUGUGUGAGGGCCCAGAAUCUGGGUGUUCAUCACUAAGGACAGCUGGGGAAUAAGUUGGAAGUGGCUGUGACUGGCACACUUAUGCCAGGCCACAGUCUAAAUUCUGUGUGUCCUUUAUCUCGUCAAUUUUGUAGGCACAAACCAAAGGUGUUCUGUUAGGCUCCAGAACAGGUGGGACAAGGUGUACAACUUAAGGCUUGAGGUUCAACGGCUCGAAAGUGCACUGCCGGGAUUCUAACUGGGGUGGGCCCCAGGAGGAAAAAGUGUUAGGUGAGCAAGCAGGAGACUAAAUAUCAGCAGUUCAAGUCCCAGCCCCGCUUCCCCUGCUGUGUGACUCUGGCCAAGUCACUUAGCCUCUCUGAGACUCAGCUGUCUUCCCUGAAAACUGAGCUUAGGGAUGCACGGUCUCUGCGGUGAUGGAAAGUCACACAGGAGUGAAUACUAGAGUGUCAUCAGGAAGCUGUCUUUCCCAUCGCUUUGUGAAAGCGUGUUGGAAAAUUCAAACAGAGAAGAAAACACAGGGCCAGGACCCCCUCCACAUCCCUUUGGGCUAUUAUGUCACAUCGCUCCCAAGUUUGUGUGCCCUGAUUUCGCACAGCGAGGAAGCUGAUGGCUGGGGUUUCUGGGCUCAGACUCUUUGGGGCCAACUGAAACGCUGCUCAGCUUCUCACACGAAUGCAGCCUGCCGUCCUCGGCCCCGGUGCAGAAGAAUGGAAACUUCUACCACCAACAGCAUUUGCUAGCAACUUCCCUCUCUGUGGUUUUUCUCUGUCAUUCCCUUGAUAAAAGAACUCGAACUGAGCAAAUGUAACCAACACAAAUCACAUCUUGAUAUGAAAACAGCCGCCUUUCAAGAAGCAGGCUGCCUGGGAAAGGAUGCGCGAUGCACUCUGAACUGGGUCACUCUCCCCCUCAAGUGCCCAGGGUGCAGCUGACUUUCCGUGUGUCCUUGUACCUUAGGCUUCAAGCAACUCCGGCAGCCCCAGGGGAGAGAGACAUGGGCAACAGCAUGAAAUCCACCCCUGCACCCCCGGAGAGGCCGCUGCCCAGCACGGAUGGGCUGGAGAGUGAUUUCCUGGCUGUGCUGAGUGAUUACCCAUCUCCUGAUAUCAGUCCCCCGAUAUUCCGCCAAGGGGAGAAAUUACGCGUGAUUUCUGAUGAAGGAGGCUGGUGGAAAGCCAUUUCUCUCAGCACCGGCAGAGAGAGUUACAUCCCUGGAAUCUGUGUGGCCAGAGUGUACCACGGCUGGCUGUUUGAAGGGCUAGGCAGAGACAAGGCUGAGGAGCUGCUGCAGCUGCCAGACACGAAAGUGGGCUCCUUCAUGAUCAGAGAGAGCGAGACCAAGAAAGGUUUCUACUCACUGUCCGUGAGACACAGGCAGGUGAAGCACUACCGCAUCUUCCGCCUGCCCAACAACUGGUACUACAUCUCGCCCAGGCUCACCUUCCAGUGCCUGGAGGAUCUGGUCAAUCACUACUCUGAGGUGGCCGAUGGCCUGUGCUGUGUGCUCACCACACCCUGCCUGGCACAGAGCGUGCCCCCUGCAGCACGAGCCCCCAGCUCCCCCGUCAUCCUGCGCCAGAAGACCUUGGACUGGAGGAGGGCAGCCAGGCUACAGCAGGACCCCGAGGGAGCAGGGAACCCGCUUGGAGUGGACGAGUCCCUUUUCAGCUAUGGCCUUCGGGAAAGCAUCGCCUCCUACCUGUCCCUGACCGGGGAGGACCCCAGCCCCUUUGAUCGGAAGAAGAAGAGCGUCUCCCUGAUAUACAGCGGGAGCAGGCGCAAGAGCUCGCUCUUCUCGGCACCACAGUACUUCGAAGACUAGCCAAGGACAGGAGCGGGCUUUCACCCAUGGGACAGAAGUCCCAGCUGUCUCCUAGGGUCUUCUCUGAUCCCUGGGCACUUCACGCCUCCCAGAAGCCAAGAGAAGCUAUGUGGAGAUGCAACUCAAAUCUCUCUACCCAGAUGAUGACCAAAGAACCUCGCUUGGCAUCUUAGCAGCACUGUGACAUCUUGGCAGGCUGAGUGGUGACACCGUGGGCCAAUGUUUCAGAGAGCCCAGCAUGUGUGCAUCACGUGCGGGAGGGAUGAGCACACGCUCACAGGAAAGCGCCUCUCCAACACAUGGUCCAGACAGCCUGCUCCAAGUCCUCGGGAGGACUUCCGGCUGAGCAAGGCAGGGAGGAAGACCCACAAAGGCCGAGCCUCAGAAGGGUGGGGUCUGCAGAUGCGGGGCCCUACAUGGGCUCGGAGCUGCCCUCACUGUCUAUGAAGACUUCUGGGACACAAUGCACUGCCUCUCUUUUCAAGGAACCCCCAACACUACACACUAGCUUGAAGGUCUUAGUAGCUGUGCACCAGGAGGAGCCUUUGCUAUUCUCGUGUGCCAACACCAUGUGGGCAGCAGGGCCUUGGGAGAGAGGGAGGCUGCUGGCUGGGAAGACAGAAGUGGCUGGGAGUGUAUGAGGUUCCAGGUGGCCCCAGUCAUGGCCACAGUGCAAAAAGGGCUCCUCAGCUGCUGGGAUGUUUGCCUGUAUGAAUGCACCCAUUGUUUUAUUCCUUCUUGAUCUUCAAAAGAGUUGCUUUGUGACAUCCUAUGUAAGCGUGAGACCAGAAAAAUACAAAAACCAAAACCCUAGACCUCAACAGAGGUUGCAGAAUGGAGACGGAGAAAAUGUAUACAGAUGACAUAAAAGUGGAUAGAAGACAGAAAUCACCCACAGCUUAAGAAGGGGUAGGAGGUAGGUGAGGCCACCAGGACCUAUUAGGGAUGUAGGGUCAAGUAGGGAAACAGAUUAGCUCUAAAGAAUUAAUUUAGCAUGCAUUUUAUUCUAAAAAGAGUCUGGCAUGAAUGGGAAUAAAAAAUGCCGAGCUCCAGGAAAGAGGAGGCGCCUUUGUGGCUGAAUCUUGCCGUGAGUUUGUGUAACUGUAAGAGAUGAGGGGGAGAAUGUGGGGCAGAGGAAGCAGUGUGCAGGCUGGGAAGGGAGCGGCUGCAAUUCAACCAUGGCUCAUUCCUCCCGCUUCCGAGGGCUCUGGGGGAGGGGGCGGACGUGUAUGUUAUGUCGAAUUUGCUUGCCACACACAUUCCCUGGCCCUGUGCUCACAGCUAGUGGUACGUGCCUGUGUCCACAUGGUCCUGUACCAUCAGACUCCAGGCUGUUUACACGAGGAGCCAUGUGAAAUUCCAUAAUAACCCCGAGACUGCUCCAAAAGGACCAGUGUGUGAGGAAUGACUGCAGCAGGACAGUGGUGUCCACCGGCCGGGCACCCUCUGGGCUCUGACGUCUGCCCAGCACCCUCUGCAUUGUGUUCUGUGACCACUGAGACCAGAACCUUUGGAGAGCACUGCGGGGUGGGGGUGGGGUUGUAAGUAAGUGGGAAGCAUUACACUUCUUUGCUCAAUCAUGUAUUUAUUCCUGAUUAAUGUAAGCCUAAUAAAUAUUUAACCCUUGGAAUGGGGGAGCCUCUGGA
Molecule: messenger RNA, 3635 nt
Organism: Heterocephalus glaber (naked mole-rat)
Lineage: Eukaryota; Metazoa; Chordata; Mammalia; Rodentia; Bathyergidae
Gene: Sla
Product: Src like adaptor
Molecular function (GO): protein binding
Source: RefSeq, a predicted model, not a curated record